Molecule: messenger RNA, 1689 nt
Organism: Daktulosphaira vitifoliae (grape phylloxera)
Lineage: Eukaryota; Metazoa; Arthropoda; Insecta; Hemiptera; Phylloxeridae
Product: glycerol kinase-like
Exons: 2
Coding region: 1-1689 (562 amino acids)
Biological process (GO): triglyceride metabolic process; glycerol metabolic process; glycerol-3-phosphate biosynthetic process
Cellular component (GO): mitochondrion
Molecular function (GO): glycerol kinase activity
Source: RefSeq, a predicted model, not a curated record
AUGUCUGAUUUUGAAAAUGUCGAGGAUGAAACAUUGACAGAUAUUCAAAAUAAGUCUAUUGAAAUGGAGCACGACAAUCCAAUUUUCAUUGAAUCGAUUGAAAAUGUAGUUUUAAAUAAAAAAUACUAUAUGAUUAAAAAACCACAAUCAGAACUAAUUGGAGCUUUAAGUGUAGAAUCAGAAUUAAUAAGUUUUACUGUGUUUUCAACGAACACCGGGCGGGAAGUUGCAUUAUCGUCUAAACGACUAUUGUUAAUUACUGACCAGGAAUGGACGACGUCACAAGAUAAAACAUUCGAAAAUUAUCCCAACAUAACCAAACAUGCAGAUCAACUAAUGACAAAAAAAUUGCUUCCUGGUUGGGUUGAGCAAGAUCCCUGCCAGAUUUGGACAGCAAUUAACGAAGUUGUGUCAAAUGUUGCCCAUGAGAUGUGCCGCAGUGGACUACCAGCUACAUAUAUUAAGUCUUUAGGUAUAACUAAUGAAACAAGCACGGUAUUGGCAUGGAAUAUUGAUACAGGGCAAACACUGAGCAAUGCAAUUCAUUGGACAGACUCUAGGGCAGUUGACGGACCAAUUGGAGUAUUUGAAUGGCUUUUAAACCAUUCGGAGUUAGUCAAGUGUGCCAAAGACAAAUGCCGAUUUGGCACAUUAGAUACGUGGAUACUAUGGAAACUAACGGCUGGUGAAGUAUACGUAACAGAAUUGACUAAUGCCUCUCAAACGGGUCUAUUGGCAUUGCCUGAACUCGAAUGGAAUAAGUUUACAUGCCAGGCUCGAGGUAUUCCACUUGUUUCAUUACCGGUUAUUCGUAAACCCGCGCAUAAUACACUAUAUGCUGUCGUGGCCGUUGGUGAUCUUCAAGGUUUAUCCAUUUAUUCUGUGAUGGGUCGCCCCAAUGCAUCUAUGUAUGGAUACAGUUGUGAUUCUGUGGGUCAAGUUAGUGUUACAUUAGAUGAAAGAAUUAUUACAGUGAUGACUGUUAUUGGUGAAUGUCCUGUAACUUUCUUGUCUGGACUAUGCCCAGUAGUUGCUUACAUUUUGCCCAAUAGUACAAAUAAGACAAGUGUACUCUAUGCCCUACGAAUUUCGUUCAAGUCCAAUGAAGCUAUCGCUUGGAUAAAAGGAAAUUUAGGAUUAGUUAAAUCAACUGCUGAGUGCAUGAACGCUUAUAACACUGCUAGUCCAAGUUUACCUCUGUAUAUGUCAAUGGGUGGAGAUAUAUAUUGUGCUCCAUACAAGACCUUGAAUUCAGGGGGAAUAUUGUGUGGCAUCACAUCAAAUACUACUAAAGAAAAUAUAGUUUGUGCUGCUGUAGAUUCAAUGUGUUUUGGUGUAAGUGAUGUGCUGAAAAUGUUUUUGAAGGAAGUUGAUGAGUCAUUACACACUUUAUUUGUUGAUGGUGCUUACUCAAAUUACAGUUCAAUACUACAACGAAUGGCUGAUAUUUAUGGAAAUCGAGUGAUAAAAAACCAUCGAAAAGACAUGGCCAUUUAUGGUAUAGCCAUUGCAGCAGGUCAGGCAAUAAACAUAAACUUAAUCAGUAAUAGUUGUGAUCCAGAUGUAUACGAUCCUAAAUCUAGCAUAGAACAAAGGUCUGAAUGGACUAAACAAUGGAAUAAAUGCGUUCUACGGAGUUAUGGUUGGAACAGAAUUAAUGAUAAAUUAUGUGACCAAUUUCUUGAAUAA